This is a messenger RNA of Gavialis gangeticus (Gharial), 325 nucleotides long. Its product is annotated as zona pellucida sperm-binding protein 2-like. The record is from RefSeq and is a predicted model, not a curated record. NCBI's taxonomy places the organism in Eukaryota, Metazoa, Chordata, Crocodylia, Gavialidae. The coding region runs from base 22 to 255 and encodes 77 amino acids. The transcript is spliced from 2 exons.
ACAAUAAUCAUUUCUGCCAAAAUGAGGACUGUUCCUUCCAUUGACAUGAGAAAAACAAAACUGAAGGACAGCACCUGCAAGCCUGAAGAAUCUAACAAUGGACGUGCCUUCUUCAAAUUCCACGUCACCACUUGUGGCACAUCGCAGAGGUUUGAAGGUAAUCGCAUCAUUUAUGAAAAUGAAAUAUCUUAUGAUAAAGAGACUCUCCCAGCACAGGGACCACCUACAAUCACGAGAGAUCCAGACUACAGGUAGGAACCACAGCUAACUGGCUCUUCUUAACCUAAACACAGUAUUUCAGAAAGAAAUCAUCCAUAGACAGGAU